Molecule: messenger RNA, 237 nt
Organism: Pyricularia oryzae 70-15
Lineage: Eukaryota; Fungi; Ascomycota; Sordariomycetes; Magnaporthales; Pyriculariaceae
Product: DNA-directed RNA polymerase N/8 kDa subunit
Exons: 4
Coding region: 1-237 (78 amino acids)
Biological process (GO): transcription by RNA polymerase I; transcription by RNA polymerase II; tRNA transcription by RNA polymerase III
Cellular component (GO): RNA polymerase III complex; RNA polymerase I complex; RNA polymerase II, core complex
Molecular function (GO): DNA-directed RNA polymerase activity; DNA binding; zinc ion binding
Source: RefSeq, a predicted model, not a curated record
AUGAUUAUUCCCAUCCGAUGCUUCUCCUGUGGCAAGGUCACUGGCGAUCUCUGGGAGCGUUUCCUCAACCUUAUCGACAGUGGGAUGUCUGACGGAGAUGCUAUGGAUGCCCUUGGCUGCAAGAGGUAUUGCUGCCGCCGUAUGAUCAUGACACACGUUGAUCUGAUUGAAAAGCUGCUCAAAUAUUCGACCGAAGGCCGACACGACAAGAAGAUGAACCUAUCGCAUUCAUCAUGA